AUGGGUAGCGGUGCUGUAAACGUUUUGAUCAUUGGUGAUUCACCUACAACUCAUUUUUUCACGUGGAAGUUUCUUUGUCAAAGGUCCAAGUUCAAUGUGUUUGUAAUAUCAGAGUACACUAAAGCCACUUCAAAAUGGCACUCUGAAGAAGGCGGCGAUCAAGUGUUUGAUAAUGUUGUGUCAUUUAUAUCCAUUGACAAGUUUGUUCAGUCAAAAUCCAACCCUGUAUCAUAUGAUUUGGUACUAUUCGCCAUUGCAGAUACUGCGCAGCCAGCAACUCUUUGUCAAAAGUUGAAAAGCUGUCUCAAAAAUGAUUCUUUGAUUCUUGUUGAUGCUAGCUAUGGUGUCUGCUUUGAGGUUUUGAUUUUGAAUGAAUUGCCAAAUGCAACAGUUUUAUCAAUUUUAUGCACUGCUGAUGUUAAACUAAUUGCAAAAUCGGAAUACCAAGUAUUACAUGAAACUCAAUCAUAUAAUGUCCGUGUCGGGUUUUCCUGUUUCUCUUUAAGUGGUCUUUGUGAAGAGACUUUGUUAUUAUCAAAAAUUGUGGAGUCAAAUAAAUUUUUGUCAUUACAAAACAGCAGGUUGGACCAUAUUAUGAAUUCUUUGGCUAAAAUAAGGCUCGUUAAGUAUUUGAAUCAUACUGUCUUUGCUCGUUCUAAUCUAAGGAACAGUGAAGAGGGUCAAAGUUUUGGAUCUUAUAUUUGGUUUCAUUGUAUUAGAAGAAUUGCUCUUGAAGUUAUAUCAAUUACAUUUGAAGAAUUUGAUUAUCAAAAUUUCAACAACAAUAAGACAACUGCACAAAUUGUACCAAAUUUGGUUCAUGAGCUAAUAACAAUAGCUGAGAAAUCGAACGCCUCCGAUAUUUGGAAUUUCUUUAGAAAUAAGAAGAAUGUCAUUGAAUCAUUACUCAAUUGCUAUUCUGCUGAUGAAUUGAAGGUAAUGAAGGUAGCUAUCAGGUCUGAUCCUAUUUUUUUGCACCAUACAGAUACACAAUAUUGCUUUGCUCAUGACCUUCAUUCCCCAUUAAAGAUGUUGGUAUAUCAACCAUUAUACUUAUCUGAACUUUUAACUUUACCAAACGUAUCUAUUGGAUUCCUUUAUGGUAUAUUUCUAGAGAGAACAGAAGUUAAAAUAUUGAAAUUUUUUAGAAAAUUGAAAAUACCCUCAAAAUUAAAUUUAACUGAUGAUGCUGUUUCAACAGCAACUGAUGAAAUAAGAGAGAAGAAUCUUUUGGCGCUGCAGAACAAAGAUGGCGUUGCAUUAAAUGAAUUGAAUGAAGAAAAUAUCCACGAUGAGUUUUAUUAUUAUGAUGUUGAUCAAAUACCAACCUAUAGUGAAAAUGACGGUGAUGGGGUUGAUGGAAAUACUGCUCAAAACAACAACAACAAUGAUAAUACCAAGACCGAUGUCAAUAAUAGUGAUAUUAAUAAUGACAUUGGAAACGCCAGUAAAAACAAUAAUAAUAAUAACAAUUCCACACAAAGAGAGGUCAAAUCUGAACAACGCGGUAAGAGGACUGUGGUUCAGGAUGGGAACAGCCAUUUAUCAAGUGUUCAUACAGCAGAUGGGGUGAAACUACUCAAAAGUAAUCCUGAUAGGCCACGGGAAAGCAUCCAGAAAAUUUUAGAAGACAGUAGUAGAAUUCCAUUACAAUUACUAAGGCCCAAAAAGGAAAGAUAUUUGGUUUUACCUAUAAUUAAAUGGGAUGGUUCACAAUUUUUGAAAACAGAUACAAAACUUCGAAUUGUUGAAAGUUCAAGGAGACAUGUGUUGUUGGAAUUUUCAAAACAAAAGAUUAUAAACCCUCAAGUGAGGCCAAAGACACCUUCAAUGAACAAUGCAAGUUAUCAAAAUUAUCAUCUUGACACUAUACAGUCUGCUUCCAACGAUAACACUUCUGAAAUAUUAAGUGUCACAACCAGUCGAUAUGGACAUGUUGAUUCAACAGUUAAUGCAAAAGGAAAAGUUGAGAUAAAUGUAACGUCUUCCUCAAAAAAAAGAAUUAAUGACUCGCCAGCAAGCAAAUCAUCAAUAUCAAACAGAAACAAGACAAGAACCAAUAGAGAUAAUCUGAUUGAUGAACUUAGAGGAUUAUCAGUGUCAGACAAUCAAAAUACAGAAAAUGACGUUGAAACAAUCAAAUCACAGUGUAAAUAA
Molecule: messenger RNA, 2157 nt
Organism: Hansenula anomala
Lineage: Eukaryota; Fungi; Ascomycota; Saccharomycetes; Phaffomycetales; Wickerhamomycetaceae
Gene: OSW2
Product: Osw2p
Exons: 2
Coding region: 1-2157 (718 amino acids)
Source: RefSeq, a predicted model, not a curated record